AAAUCAUCGGGGAAUCCACAAAACUACCUGAUAAAACGACCUCCAUAUUCCUCGUUUGAAAAUACGGAAAGGAGCUCGCAACGAUGGCUACAUUUUACCAAUAUGUGGUGUCUACGAAGAUUUCCACUUGGCUUACGAGCGAUGGUGGGAGGAUGGAAAGUGUUGAGCAACGGAUGGAGGUCGCUGCCGUGGAAAUGGGAAGGGGAAUCCAUAUAGAACAGGAGCAGUACCGGCCGCGUAUCCAGGCACCGCCCGAGCCCAGCCGAGAACAGACGUUCCUUGAUGGGUGCUGUAACAACAGUCUUUUCCAUCCCUUUAUUGACAUUGAUGCAUCGUUCACUCACGGAGCACACUUGAUCACCGGAUAUGGAAUUCUACUGACGCUCUUCCGCUGGGUAAUUGGUUUGUGGACGGUCAUCACCCUCCCAGCCAUAUGUUGCAUCAGCGGGAUCUACUGUAUCGUAAAGGCGGUAAAGGAGACGGUGUUCUGGAUCGUGGUCCUCCUUAUCCACCACAAACCCGUGGAGCUGUCAGACAAGGGCUUCCACAGAUACCACGUGUACCUGCUGACAGACUUCCUCGCAACCGUUGCCCUUAUUGCCACUGGUAUCGGCCUUGAGGCGGGUAUCGGACUGAACGGCUGUGCGUACCGCAAUGAGUCACUGGUGUGGCGGCUGGCCGUGUUCUGUAUGUCCAUGGACGCCUUCAUACCACACAUCGCCAUUGUUCUCAGCGUACUGGCUCUGAUGUGUCUCUGCUUUACAGUUGCAUCCUGUAGUGAUGAUGACUAACUUCUGGCUUUGUGUUUGAAUAGUUAUGUUCGUAGAACAGAACAGAACAGAACAGCAUAGAAAAAAACAGAACAUAUGUUUAUUAUGGUUUAUACGUAUAUACAGUUCAUAGAUAUACAUGAAAUAUAUUAGUCAUGAUUAAAAUAGUAAGAUAAUUCUAUAGAUAUAGUUGUUAAAUGAAUAUUUAUAAAAUACUUAUAAAAUAAAGUAUAUAAAUCUGAUCAGCCAUACAUGUAUAUAAAAGUCAUUUUUUUACAAUGAUUUUAUCAAAGAUCAUGUUGGCCUACAUGAAGGGCCGAUUGUUCAGGACUUUGCUGAAGUUAACAACGUUGGUAACGUCAUCGUUGUUAACUUUAAAAAUUGCAAUAGCUUAUGGCGUGCUUAUAUAUUUGCAUAGAAUAAGAACAGCUAAAAAGUUUUCGCAUAUCUUGUUCGAAAUAACUGUAGAUCUCAAGUGUAUUCAUUGAACUUCCAGAGCCAUAAAUAUUUGAAAGUUAGCAACGAUUACGUUCACAGCGAUGUUAAAGUUCUAAACACUCGGCCCAUUAUAUGUAUAAUGUGAUAAAUUUCUUUGAAUAAACUUUCUUCUUGAUUUA
Mya arenaria is the source of this 1387-nucleotide messenger RNA. RefSeq lists its product as uncharacterized. Bases 84 to 791 code for a protein of 235 amino acids. The transcript is spliced from 8 exons. NCBI's taxonomy places the organism in Eukaryota, Metazoa, Mollusca, Bivalvia, Myida, Myidae. The record is from RefSeq and is a predicted model, not a curated record.